This is a messenger RNA of Somion occarium, 2180 nucleotides long. Lineage: Eukaryota; Fungi; Basidiomycota; Agaricomycetes; Polyporales; Cerrenaceae. The record is from the annotation of a GenBank genome assembly.
GUCGCUGAAAGUCUAUGUAUUCGAACUUCUACCUCGUUAUGACUCUGGUGGUCAUUGAACUAACCUGUCCAUCUGCAACUCCAAAGAGGCACACUGAUCUCACUGCAUGCAUGCUGUUUGUGGAGAAAACUUCCAUUAAUAUUAUACUCCUGCACAGCCAAGGCUAUGACCUCACUCACGUUGAUGAUAUAGGAAAGUUGUAGCUUAAAGGGACGACAGCAGACACAAGAUUCCAUAACAUUACCACCUGUCCUUUCGCCCUUUACAAUCGAAACAAUAUGACCGACUUUGUCCGCCGUCUGGUGUCUGGAAACAAAGCUCGAUUCAAGGAUGGGGAUUUGGACGUCGACUUGGCAUUUAUCAUACAUAGACCUGGCGUAUAUUACCGAUAGAGUGAUUGUAAUGGGAUACCCAGCAACUGGGAUUGAAGGUUUCUAUCGUAAUCGACGAGAAGACGCGAAACGGUUCCUUGAACAUCGGCAUGGAAAGAAUUACUGGGUAUUCAACUUCUGCCCAGUGCGAGAGAACUCGUACCCCGACAGUGUAUUCGAUGGUCGUGUUAGUCGAUACCCCUUCCCAGACCACCAUGCUCCCCCGUUGGCCAUCUUGGCACUUGUGGCUAGGGAGAUACGAGAAUGGCUAGAUGGUUCUCCUGAACGAGUAGCCGUCUUGCAUUGCAAAGCGGGCAAGGGCAGAUCAGGCACCAUGGCUUGCGCGUAUCUCUUGUCGCUCGAAUUUGCACCUAGCCGACCUCAGCUCGAACGAAACAAAGACACGACAGAGCGUGCUAUAGAGCGCGCCAAGGAACUCAUGAAUACCAUGCCUACCGACGAUGCCCUACCAGAAAACGAAAUCAGCAGGGACCCAUCCGAAGAGGACUUGGUGAAGGUUGAGCUUUCAAGCAAAAGCCCAGGGCCGGACGGCCCAGUGAAGACUGAAUCGGUGAAGAGCGAGACGACAAAUAGCCUGAGCCGUGUCCUGGAUCUUCACACUUCACGCAGGAUGAUAUCUUCUUCUCCUGGGAAGAACGUUAAGCCAGGUGUCAGUAUUCCCAGUCAAAGACGUUGGCUGUAUUACUGGUCCCUACUCCUGGCGCACCAGGAGCCUCCAGGUUUUUGGUCGUUAGAUCCUAAGAUUCAAAGUCAGCCUCCGCCGAAAGUGCAGUUGACGCAGGUUAAACUUCGCACGCGACAGUUGUCUGGAGUGAAAUACAAUCUUGUCAAAGCCGCGAACGCUCUGAUCGACAGCACCAGUCUGGGGAGGAUCUCGAGUAUGCGGGCGAAUGCAACGGCUCAGAGCAAAGGCCAAAUUUGGAUAUCACUCGCUCGUUACGACGAUGACUUAGUGGGAACUCUCGAGAAAUGGGAGAAGCGUACCCGGAAUGAGGACGGUAAUAUGGGUAAGCGCAGAAAUGGUUCAGAGAAUAGGGACGAACACAUCGAAGACCUAUUCAAGACGGACAAGUGGGACAAGGCGAAAAUGGUUAGGAGUUUUGCCAGACUUGGCGGCGUUGGUGAUGCUUCGGUCCAACAGGAAGAUGCUACGGUAUCGACUCACAUUCUGUCACCAUUGUCGAAUGACAAUUGGGAAUCUAUUCGGCACAAUAUCGAAGAGGACGAGGGUAAGGCGGCCCCACCCGGGGGUGAUGUGGUAUCCGAAGAGACGUCUCUUUACGAUGUUACACGAGCUUUGAACGGUGGCGGCGGCAUCGUACUGAAUGCCAACCGCGACGUUCGCGCGAAGUUGUACAUGGGUCAGGUAUUCAUGGGUUGGUUUUGGUUUAUACCAACUUUCCAUAUGCAGCACCCACGCUCAGCCGGCGCAGUGACAACCCUGCGAUUAUCCCGUAAAGAAUUGGACUUCCCGCUCGGCAUUGGGUCAAAUAUCAUCGACCUGGAAGUCACCAUGGAAUGGUGUUCUGAGUCCGCCGAUGUCGUAGAGCCGCCUGUGCGACAGGGUAGUCCGGAAUCCCAGGCAGGCGAGGGCGAACCUACAGGGUUUGCGGCGACAGUGCAAGCCAUUGCCACUGGAAAUCCCAGGGAGGCAGUAGAAGCAAAGGAGGCAGCUGAGGGUUGAAAUUGAAGGUUUGUUCCAUCGUGACGGCCGUUACAUUGUAAAUGUAAUUUCCUUGAAAUCAGAGAGCAAUUCAUUCAUCUGUCUACAUACUUACUCCGACUCAG